GGAAUCGUCGUAAAAUUUCAAAAUGGGCGAUGGCGUGAGGCGGUUUUGAUUUAGCUUAAAGAAUGAUUUUGUUUUUAAAAUGCAAAUUUUCAUUUUUUGCAUUACUUUUUUAAAAAUUUUACAUGUAGCGAAUAUAUUAGAAAAUGAUAGUUUAUAUGUACGUACCUAUUUAUUUGAUUGCCCUAUUCGUUAUUAGUGGAGAUAAUAUCCAAGCUUUAAGUAAUGCACAGCUCAAAUAUUUUGAACUUCUCGAUGCGGCUGAUGUUAGUCAUACGAUCACUAAAAGAGGCAUCCAUCCCAGUUACCACCGAUACAACACAAUUAAAGAAGUGUCUUUUAAAGCACUUGGCAGAUAUUUUCGUUUGAUUCUAAAUCCUACUCAAGGUCUUUUAUCGUCUAGAUUUAAAGCAUACACUGUGGAUGGACUUGGUAAUAAGCAACCAGUUUGGGUUGAUAAAAAUCAGUUCUUUGAGGGAAGAGUAUUUGGAGAAAAGAAUUCUGAAGUUACUGCUCACAUUGAUGACGGACUCAUCACCGCUGCUAUACGAACACCCGAAGACACAUACAUAAUAGAACCUUCUUGGCGUCAUUUAUUGGAAGAUAAUAAUUCCAGUAUGAUCAUUUACAGAGGAUCCGAUGUCAAAUUCAGCUGGGAUUCUAGUCACGAUGAUAAAAAUCCUUUACAGAGUAAGAAGUAUCCUGAUCCUUACAGGCCUAAAUUCUGUUCUUACGUUCGUGAAGACGGAAAUAGUUCUGAAGUUUAUGAAGACGAAAUUCUUAGUGAUCAAUGCAAAAAGAUGAACAAAAGGCAAGCUAUCGAUCCGUAUCAUUGGGAACCUGUUCAAACUCGUUGUUCAUUGUUGUUGGUAGCCGACUACAGGUUCUACGAAAACAUGGGAGGAAGCAAUUUAAAAGGAACCAUUAAUUUUUUGAUCUCUCUUAUUGAUCGUGUCAAUAAGAUAUUUUUAGAAACAGAAUGGCAAGAUAGUGAAAAACAACCCGGAUUUCGUGGGAUGGGAUUCGUCAUCCAAGAAGUUAUGGUACACACCGAACCAUCUCCAGUCGUUAAUGGAGAAAAACAUUACAACAUGGCCGACGUAUCUUGGAACGUACGAGAUCUUCUAGAGAAUUUUACUCUUCAUUGUAAAGAAGCAGUAUGUCUGUGUCACUUGUUUACUCAUCAAAGUUUUGAUACAGAUACCAACAUUUUGGGUUUAGGUUAUAUUGCUUCCAUCAAUCCACACAAGCCAGGUGGCAUAUGUAGUCCAGGAUAUGUGAAAAAUGGCUACACACUGUAUUUAAAUUCAGGUUUGAGCACUUCUAGAAAUCAUUAUGGUCAACGUGUGAUUACACGUGAAGCAGAUCUUGUCACUGCACAUGAAUUUGGACAUAAUUGGGGAAGCGAACACGAUCCAGACAUUCCUGAUUGUUCUCCGGAUGCUAGGCACGGCGGCUCGUAUCUCAUGUAUACAUAUUCGGUCAGUGGUUACGAUCCUAAUAAUAAGAAAUUUUCACCCUGCAGUAUUCGAUCGAUUCGAGCCGUCUUGCUGGCUAAAGCAAAUAAAUGUUUUUUGAAACCAGAAGAAUCAUUCUGUGGCAAUUCUCUGGUGGAAGAGGGAGAAGAAUGUGAUGCUGGAUUAAUCGGUAGCGAAGACAAUGAUCUUUGCUGCGAUACUAACUGUAGACUCAGAGAAGGAGUUAUUUGCAGUGAUAAGAAUGCUCCGUGUUGCAGAGGUUGUCGUUUGGUACAAAGAAGGGAAGUGUGUAGAGAAGCUCAACCCCUAGCAUGCAAACAAGAAGCUCACUGUACUGGCGAAUCACCGGAUUGUCCACCCUCGCCGGCACAACCCAAUAAAACGCUUUGUUUAGAUAAGGGCCAAUGUUUAGCAGGAGAGUGUAUACCUUUCUGCGAAACGAGAGAUCGUCUAUAUUGUUUGUGUGACAGAGAGGAAGACGCUUGCAAACGAUGUUGUCGUCGUACACAAAACGACACUUGUGAUCCCAUAGAACCGAUCGAAAUACUUCGUGACGGAACGCCGUGCAUACAUGGCUAUUGUGAUAAGGGUCACUGCAAAAAAACUGUUCAAGACAUCGUGGAAAGAUUCUGGGAUAGAAUCGAAGACAUCAACAUUAAUAGUGUUUUAAAAUUUCUUAAUGACAACAUCGUAGGAACAGUUGUUGUAAUUUCUGUUAUUAUAUGGGUGCCCGCCAGUUGUUUAAUAAGUUAUGUGGACCGUAAAAGAAGAAAGGAAUACAAAGAAGUAAUGGAGAGAAGAAGCAAACGGCAGAACAUUCUGCCUUUCCAAGCUCCCAACGAUAAAAACACCAAAAUCAUACACAUCAGUCGGCGAAAUCACGACAAUGCCAGUCUGGGACACGGCAUGGGAGGCGGUAUGAGCCACGCGGGUGGCGAUAAUUACAGAUAUUACAGCGAUCGAUUGUAUCCCAGAGGAAGUUACCGGCCGGCAGCGGCGGAAAUGUCCUAUCCUCAUCCGUACUCUCACCCCGACACAAAAUAUAACUACAACGUUCGUCCCCAACGGUACACGCACCUGAGGUCGAGCAUCGGUCCCGCCGAUCCCCGGCCUUUAAGGGUAAGGCCAUCAAUAGUCGAGGCAUACACUGCACUCUAACUUAUUAAUAAAAUGCAUGCUUUGGAAUUCUAUAAAGCAUUAUUAAAUAAUUUGCUUUUAUAAUUUAAUAGAAUAGCAGAUAAACAAAAAAAAAUCGCAUAGUAUUGUUAUAAAAUUAUACAAAAAAAAUGAUUGAAUGAAUGAAUGAUUUUUAAACUUUUUCCACGAGUGCGAAAAAUAUAUAUAUAUAUAUCGUAAUAUCUAGUCUUUGAAUUGAGAAAUUCUCGUUUGUUGUUUUGCAAAAAUAUUAAAUUUGAUGCAUUAUAUUGCAGUUUUGAAGAUUUUGAUGCAAAUAGCUGUUGUUAUAUCGUCUAAACAUUUGUAAUAAUGGGAAAAAGUGUUACAAUACUACUAGAAGUUGAUUUUUAUGUUUGAUAGUACAGGUUAUCGACCGUAAGCCUAUAUUUGUUGUUUGUAAAAAAAAAAGAGAGAGACGUUUUAAAUAUUUAACA
Messenger RNA from Centruroides sculpturatus (bark scorpion), 3085 nucleotides. It is a transcript of the gene Tace, whose product is annotated as ADAM 17-like protease. NCBI's taxonomy places the organism in Eukaryota, Metazoa, Arthropoda, Arachnida, Scorpiones, Buthidae. Gene Ontology annotation, cellular component: plasma membrane. The record is from RefSeq and is a predicted model, not a curated record. Gene Ontology annotation, molecular function: metalloendopeptidase activity. The transcript is spliced from 20 exons. The coding region runs from base 144 to 2633 and encodes 829 amino acids. Gene Ontology annotation, biological process: Notch signaling pathway; membrane protein ectodomain proteolysis.